AUGAAUGAAGUCACUACCUGUGGAGAAGUAAACACAAACUUUUUGUUACUUCUUGGUUUGACUCUUUCACCACUUGCAUUUAUUCAGAGAUUUCACCGAAACAAAAUUCACGUCAACUUAUCACAUCGUUAUCAAAUCACGGAAAAUAUAAGUUCUCUUCAAACAUUAUCACCAAUAGUUGCAUUUCAUUCCUUAUUCUUGGCACUUUAUUUGGGCGCACUGUUUAUGUACUUUGCUAUCGAUUUCAAAUUUUCACCAAAACAGUUUGCUAUUUAUCUCGAAAGUGUGCAAUUAACUCCGUUAUAUGCAUUAACUUUACCAAUUGCUAUAGUUUGGACAGAAAAACACGUCAGGAAAACUACCCAAGAAAAUUGUCAGAAGGCUAUCGAAUUAACGGGCAGUGAAGCAGCUAACCACUAUUUUACAAUUUUUGAGACACCCAAAGGAAAGAAUGGUUGA
Brugia pahangi is the source of this 459-nucleotide messenger RNA. The record is from the annotation of a GenBank genome assembly. NCBI's taxonomy places the organism in Eukaryota, Metazoa, Nematoda, Chromadorea, Rhabditida, Onchocercidae.